AUGCGGUCAUACGAGGAAUCCGAAUUUCGUCUCCCUUGCCUCUCGUCCCACCACGCGCGCCCUGUCGUUUCCUCUUUUCUGAAAAAUAAAUUCUCUCGCCGGUUUGUCUCGAAUGCCUGGUCGGGGGUGGUGGGCCCUUACCGAGGCUCCCCCUCGCCUGUUGUUUCCGGGGAGGAUGAGGGAUGGGUGCCGCUCCUGAGGUCUUCCCCGCCGAAAGAUCCCAACAAAGGGGAAUCCUUUCUCCCGCUCAUUCCGUUAACCGGUGAAAGUUCGUUAGAGCAAAUUGUCUUCAAAGGGGAAGGAAGCCCGGCCUCCUCAUCCCAUUACGAUCGAUUACUCCAGGAGUUAAUGAAAAAGGAGACGGCACGGCGGGAGUUGCUGAUCUUCGAGGAAUGCCAUUUCUAUACCAAGCACAUUGUGAAAUACUUGCAGACGAUAUCCGAGCUGAUGUCUCUUACCCGAGACGGCGAGGCCACCGUGCACGAGAUCCAAUCUCGCGAGCGGGAUCGAAAGAUGAUGUUGGAUACGAUCGGGAAGGAAACCACCCACCGUCUGGCGCGGGCGCGGGCUGAAAAAGCCCUACGGCAUCAAUUUUCGGCCCUCCUCCCUGCCUUUUUGAAGGGCCGGAGGGAGAUCCUCGCGGCGGAGCAGGAGGCCUUGCAGGAGGUCUUCGCCGUCGAGAAGGCGCGGCGCCCGAUAGGGCCGGGAUGUUUCUUGCCCCACACCACCAAGACGGACCCUCGGCUGCGCGGCCCUCGCCCCCCCUGCAAAAGCCGCCGCUCGCGGCAUUCCACCCUGACGGAGCGGAGCCUGACCCUCCGGAAAGGGACCCAAUGCUCGGAUAACACGAGCUCGCACACCCAAGGCAGCAAUGCCGGCGCCCUUGUCCUGUUCUCGAGCAAAGACUUCGGGAAGGAGAUCGAGGAGGAGCGGAUUUUCGAGUGGGAGGGGCUCCAAAUGUAUCGCCAGGAGAAACUUCGCCAGUACGCGGCCCUCAAGCGAUCCAGCGCGUUUGUGGAUCUCCACCAGGAUGAGAUCCGGCGCCGGCGGGAUAUUCGCGUGGCGGAAUCUGAGGCGUGGAUUCCGCUAAUGCGGCGCUGUGUGGAUGGGCUGUACGACGCCAAACAUCAAACCCGCCGGCGCGAGGCCCACGAGGCCUCCGAGGCGUUCAAAUCUCACGAGGAGGGGGCCCUGCGAGAGGAGAUCAAAGAGCACUGGACCCUUUUACACUCGGAUCAACUACUCCAACGCCUGCGCAAUUUCAGUCCGACCCGCGGCAGGGCCCUCGACGGCGACGAGAUGUUUGAGGAGGUGAGCGAGGAAACGCUACGAUCGGAGGCCGCCACGGCGGAGGUCGUGCGGAUUUGGCAGAACUUUUCUUCCGAUAUGGAAAAGCGGGGAAGCCUCAUCACCGAGAGGCAGGAGAGCGAAUCGGUGAGGAUCGGAAGCUCCGAGAGGGCGCGGACGCCGUCGCUCGGUCUGGUGGUGGGGGAAGCAGGAAUGGAAGAGGUUAGGAAAAGGAUAUCACUUUCUAUUUCUCACCGCAAGGCCUCGAUUCCGGUAUCCACCGUGGUAGCAAAUGAUUGGACUAUUAUUGAAUGGCAGAGCCCUACCACCGAGUUGGGCUCCUUCAGCACCUCUCACCUCAUGAAGGUUCAUUGGAAGCAGGAUCUUUUGUUUAUAUCGCUGAUAUCCCAGUUCAAUGAACAUAUCACGCAGGUUGAGGCGGACUAUAAGGAACGAAUUGCAGAUUUUAUAAAAGAUAUGCUGCGGCAGCGAAUCAAUAUAGUUGAGGAGCAAAUAGAACAUGUAUGGUGUUUUUACUGUCAGUUCUUGCUUGAGAAGAAGGCUAAGCGGUAA
Messenger RNA from Phytomonas sp. Hart1, 1860 nucleotides. The record is from the annotation of a GenBank genome assembly. Lineage: Eukaryota; Euglenozoa; Kinetoplastea; Trypanosomatida; Trypanosomatidae.